AUGUUCGAUGAAACACCAAUCUCGGAUCUUACAGCAAUCGUUUUUACACGUUCGCCUCCUUCACUAAAAGUUUUGAAUCAACUUUUACUUCCACAUAAAACAAUAUAUGAAACGGUAUCGAAUGUAAAAGAAGGUUAUGAACAAAUCAAAGAAAUGAAAGUUCGUGGUGCACCGGCUAUAGGAAUAGUUGCAGCUUUAUCAUUAGCAAUAGAUCUUCUUUUACAAAGCUCGAAUCAAACCAAUUUAAUUUUUAAAGAUCAAGAAACUUUAAAGAGUUAUAUUAAAGCUUCGCUUGAAUAUUUGAAAACUUCUCGACCGACAGCAGUUAAUUUAUUUCGCGCAUCGGAUAUUUUAUGGAACAUCACAGAGAAAGAAACAGAUGUUAACAUGAUAAUAGAGAGAAUAAUUGAAGAAGCUGAAAGAAUGUUGAUUGAUGAUGUACAAGAUAACAAAAAUAUUGGAAAUUUUGGAGCAGAAUUUAUUUUGAAAGAAAAUCAAGAUAAAAAGAUUGGUGUAGUAACUCAUUGUAAUACUGGAUCUUUAGCAACAGCAGGAUAUGGAACAGCACUUGGAAUUAUUCGAUCUUUAUACUUUCAAAAUAGACUUUCUCAUGCUUAUUUCACAGAAACUCGUCCGUAUAAUCAAGGGGCCAGAUUGACCGCUUAUGAAUUAAUUCACGAUAAGAUUCCAACUAUAAUUGUUGGAGCUGAUAGGGUAGCCUCGAAUGGUGAUACUGCAAAUAAGAUCGGUACUUACCAAUUGGCGAUCACCGCGAAUUAUCAUAACAUCAUGUUUAUAGUCGCUGCUCCAAGUACUAGUAUUGAUCUUAAUAUUAAAAGUGGAAAGGAGAUAAUUAUUGAAGAAAGAGCUGAAGAUGAAGUUACAAAUGUAACUGGAAUUGUUAAAAAUAUUAAUGGUGGAGAGUUAAAAUCUACAAAAGUAAGAUUGCCUCCGGAAGGUGUUAAAGUUUGGAAUCCAAGUUUUGACGUUACACCUGCAAAGUUAAUUACUGCUAUAGUUACUGAAAAAGGUGUCAUUACCAAAAAAGAUGGAACGAAUGAGUUUAAUUUAUUUGAUUUCUUAACGUAA
Molecule: messenger RNA, 1089 nt
Organism: Funneliformis caledonium
Lineage: Eukaryota; Fungi; Glomeromycota; Glomeromycetes; Glomerales; Glomeraceae
Source: the annotation of a GenBank genome assembly